This is a messenger RNA of Schistosoma mattheei, 4932 nucleotides long. The record is from the annotation of a GenBank genome assembly. NCBI's taxonomy places the organism in Eukaryota, Metazoa, Platyhelminthes, Trematoda, Strigeidida, Schistosomatidae.
GGUGGCCUGCUUCCAACCUAUAUACUGCCUCUUAAUAACAGAUAUUUUUAGUCUUCCAUGGCCCUAUCUGGAUUUAGUGAUUUUGAUGAAUUGUCAUCUUGUGAGACACUUUUGUAUCACAAUGGCCUAUCAGCGAUCAGUUUUACACAUGUUUUCGAUAGGAAGAAAAUUGAUUCUUGCUUUCAGUCACUACAUACUUCAGACAUCCCAAGCAGCAAAACAUGCUCACCAGUUAUUAUGGACGGCGAAAAAAGUGUUGCGUCAAAUUCUAGACUUGUCCUCCCACCCAGCAAGCCAAGUUUUCAUCUUAACCAUGAGGACCGACCAAUGUUAGCGGAAUCUUUUUUAUCACCUGAUGCACAUCCUGUGGCUGUUCGUAAACUCCGAGGUCGACGAAGACGUGGGAAGCAAAAUUUGUUGAAUUGUUCAUCCAUUUCACCACUUCGGUUAGAUCAAUCAGGAUUACUUCAAACGUCAAGUAUUGAAAGUGGAACAGUGGAGCCUGUGGGUGCGGUUGUCCCGAUGAUGGUGGGUAGACGGCGUGGGAGAAGAGGCACGGUCAGAGGGAAUGUGGGGAGUGGUGAAUCGUUUUCCCCAUUGAGAUUGAGCGAGUCUGUGUUAGCAGAGCCCAUAGUUGAGAAAGGAUCAAUGAACGGAGAUGCGAGCACCGUUUCAGGGUGUUCUGUUUUGACAGUGGGUGAAUCUAAAGCUGUGUGCGUGUUGACGGCGAUGGAUCCGAAAUUGACGGAGGGUGAUGAAGAAGAGAAAUCGAUGUCAAUGAAUGGCGAUUUGAAUUCACUAGUUUCUUCUCGAUCGAUCAGUUCUCCUGACAGAGGUGGAACAGUGGAGCCUGUGGGUGCGGUUGUCCCGAUGAUGGUGGGUAGACGGCGUGGGAGAAGAGGCACGGUCAGAGGGAAUGUGGGGAGUGGUGAAUCGUUUUCCCCAUUGAGAUUGAGCGAGUCUGUGUUAGCAGAGCCCAUAGUUGAGAAAGGAUCAAUGAACGGAGAUGCGAGCACCGUUUCAGGGUGUUCUGUUUUGACAGUGGGUGAAUCUAAAGCUGUGUGCGUGUUGACGGCGAUGGAUCCGAAAUUGACGGAGGGUGAUGAAGAAGAGAAAUCGAUGUCAAUGAAUGGCGAUUUGAAUUCACUAGUUUCUUCUCGAUCGAUCAGUUCUCCUGACAGAGGUGGAACAGUGGAGCCUGUGGGUGCGGUUGUCCCGAUGAUGGUGGGUAGACGGCGUGGGAGAAGAGGCACGGUCAGAGGGAAUGUGGGGAGUGGUGAGAAAUCGAUGUCAAUGAAUGGCGAUUUGAAUUCACUAGUUUCUUCUCGAUCGAUCAGUUCUCCUGACAGAGGUGGAACAGUGGAGCCUGUGGGUGCGGUUGUCCCGAUGAUGGUGGGUAGACGGCGUGGGAGAAGAGGCACGGUCAGAGGGAAUGUGGGGAGUGGUGAAUCGUUUUCCCCAUUGAGAUUGAGCGAGUCUGUGUUAGCAGAGCCCAUAGUUGAGAAAGGAUCAAUGAACGGAGAUGCGAGCACCGUUUCAGGGUGUUCUGUUUUGACAGUGGGUGAAUCUAAAGCUGUGUGCGUGUUGACGGCGAUGGAUCCGAAAUUGACGGAGGGUGAUGAAGAAGAGAAAUCGAUGUCAAUGAAUGGCGAUUUGAAUUCACUAGUUUCUUCUCGAUCGAUCAGUUCUCCUGACAGAGGUGGAACAGUGGAGCCUGUGGGUGCGGUUGUCCCGAUGAUGGUGGGUAGACGGCGUGGGAGAAGAGGCACGGUCAGAGGGAAUGUGGGGAGUGGUGAAUCGUUUUCCCCAUUGAGAUUGAGCGAGUCUGUGUUAGCAGAGCCCAUAGUUGAGAAAGGAUCAAUGAACGGAGAUGCGAGCACCGUUUCAGGGUGUUCUGUUUUGACAGUGGGUGAAUCUAAAGCUGUGUGCGUGUUGACGGCGAUGGAUCCGAAAUUGACGGGGGGUGGUCCAUCGUUUUCUGAAAAUAAGACGGUAAAUUUUAAUCUGCCUUCUCGUCCUAUAAAUGUUACUGCUUUAUCCAGUACCUUUCCACAAUCUAUAUCGGCUGUACAACAACUGUGCUCUGUAAAGGGUACUACGAGUAAAAAGCGUCUUCUUGGGGAACAAGAUAGGAUUUCCGCCUUAAUGUCAUUAAAUGAAUUCGAGGACGAUUAUAAAACAGAAGCGCAUCGAAUUUCAAGUAAAACUCCACUAAGUCAACUGACAUAUUCUCGUGCUUCAAGUGAUAGUAAAUUGUAUCCGGAGACUGUGGAUUCUGUUUUACCCUUAAUCAAACCAGUUAGCAUAAUCAUCACAGAUUGUUUCCUUGAAUCAGAAGAAGAUGAUAUUGUUGAUUCCGGGCAAUUAGUAAAGAAGCGUCGAAAAAAUAGUGUUGUUUUAGAUGAAGAGAAGAAUGUUUCGAGAGAUAAUAGCGAGAUGUUGGAGCCACCGGUAUCCUCUCUCCAAGGAUUAUCACCGAUCCCUUACCGUUGUGAAGAUGAUGUUGCGAUUCCAGACGUUGUUACUUCAGAUGGAGCAAAAGAUGCUUCUAAUGAUGGUAUGGUGAUGUUGAAGCUACCAGUGUCCUCUCUCCAGGCAUUGUCACCGAUCCCUUACCGUUAUGAAGAUGAUGUUGCGAUGCCAGAAGGUGUUGUUUUAGAUGAAGAGAAGAAUGUUUCGAGAGAUAAUAGCGAGAUGUUGGAGCCACCGGUAUCCUCUCUCCAAGGAUUAUCACCGAUCCCUUACCGUUGUGAAGAUGAUGUUGCGAUUCCAGACGUUGUUACUUCAGAUGGAGCAAAAGAUGCUUCUAAUGAUGGUAUGGUGAUGUUGAAGCUACCAGUGUCCUCUCUCCAGGCAUUGUCACCGAUCCCUUACCGUUAUGAAGAUGAUGUUGCGAUGCCAGAAGGUGUUGUUUUAGAUGAAGAGAAGAAUGUUUCGAGAGAUAAUAGCGAGAUGUUGGAGCCACCGGUAUCCUCUCUCCAAGGAUUAUCACCGAUCCCUUACCGUUGUGAAGAUGAUGUUGCGAUUCCAGACGUUGUUACUUCAGAUGGAGCAAAAGAUGCUUCUAAUGAUGGUAUGGUGAUGUUGAAGCUACCAGUGUCCUCUCUCCAGGCAUUGUCACCGAUCCCUUACCGUUAUGAAGAUGAUGUUGCGAUGCCAGAAGGUGUUGUUUUAGAUGAAGAGAAGAAUGUUUCGAGAGAUAAUAGCGAGAUGUUGGAGCCACCGGUAUCCUCUCUCCAAGGAUUAUCACCGAUCCCUUACCGUUGUGAAGAUGAUGUUGCGAUUCCAGACGUUGUUACUUCAGAUGGAGCAAAAGAUGCUUCUAAUGAUGGUAUGGUGAUGUUGAAGCUACCAGUGUCCUCUCUCCAGGCAUUGUCACCGAUCCCUUACCGUUAUGAAGAUGAUGUUGCGAUGCCAGAAGGUGUUGUUUUAGAUGAAGAGAAGAAUGUUUCGAGAGAUAAUAGCGAGAUGUUGGAGCCACCGGUAUCCUCUCUCCAAGGAUUAUCACCGAUCCCUUACCGUUGUGAAGAUGAUGUUGCGAUUCCAGACGGUGUGUGUUCUUCUUUGAUGGGGACUAGUGAUUUCCAGAAUUCUUCAAGAAGUUUAUCAAAUUUGCCUAUCGUACCUAAAGGUCGUCCGAGUGUGACAUUCGCACCAAUCGUAGUAUAUUUUGAUAGUCCAGAUAAUUCUCAACCCAGAGUAUCUGUUGGUCCGAUUGCUCAUGAGGAAAGUGAUCUUACUCAUUUUGAUUGCGAACUGUCGGAAAAGCUAAUUCCUCAAGAAGGUUCCUUGACUCAGAGUGAAAAUAAAGAGAAUAUUGGAUCCUUUUUUGAAUCGACUGCGUUAUGUAGCACUCAAGACUCAAUGUAUCCAUCUCCAUCCACUUCCUCGUUAUCGUUAUCAAGAAUUAAACUUCCAUGGUGUACUCCAUACGAUUGCCAGUUUUUACCAUUCAAAUCAAAACGACCUCCUACUAAAAGUUUUAUACAAAGUGAUGGCCAUUUAAGACGUAGUAAACGACUACGUGUACCAGCUACACAUGAUAGGAAUAAAGUAGUUGUUUAUGAACCGGAUAAAGAUGAAUAUGGUUUAGUUUAUCAAAAACCAAUUGGAUUAGCUAUAUUACCUGACCCAGAUGAAAUUAACAGACGUCAAAAAUUUCUCAAUCGUUUAAAACGUUGUCAAAAUAAUCGUACUCAGUUUUUAAGAAAUGAAAAAAUCAAUCGAGCAAAACGCCUUCAAAAACUGGCCAAACGUUACAGAUCACUGAAAGGUGCACAGAAACCUGAAACAGAUCCAUGUAUGCGAAUUCAAUUGGAUCCAGAUGUUGAAUGGAUAUCACAUACAGAAACACAGUUGCCUAUCGGGAUCAAUGAUGCAUCUCCUUUCCAACAGGUGAUAUAUCCAGAAAAUGCACAAUUUCCUCCAUUCAAAUUUUCUACUAUGGAAUACUCGAGUUACGUAGUUCCAGCUUUAUCUGGUGCUUUUCCAAGUAGAACUAAGACUCGUAUACCUUGUUUUGAAAUGAAUGCAAAUCUUACGAGGAUUGUCAGUAAGGAACAAGAAAGACGUCAACUUCAUUAUGAUCCGAACGCUAUAAAUGUAUUCAAAAUGAUGUCAAGUCCUUCUGUUCUUAUGAAUAAUAACAGUUCUUACAGUCUUUAUGCUGUACAGAUUGCGAAAUUUGCCAUUCCUUUAACAAAACCUUGUAUCGUAUAUAUUCCAAAAGGUAUACCGUACAAAUUUUUAAAUGCAACAAAAGAGAACUUAAAUCUUUGUCGAAUAAGAUAUGUUUUAACUUGAUUCUUUUCUUUUAAAUAAUUUUAUGUAAUUUUAUCCGCUUCACUUCUAUCGUAUAUAUCUAUAUAUACACUUUUAUACCGAUUGUCAUUAUUUUGAUUUCUCUUAAAUAAAUAUAUUUAAAUGUAGUAA